Molecule: messenger RNA, 1815 nt
Organism: Cladocopium goreaui
Lineage: Eukaryota; Dinophyceae; Suessiales; Symbiodiniaceae
Source: the annotation of a GenBank genome assembly
AUGGCACAAGCAAUCAAAUUGUGUCAAAUUGUGAAGUACUGGCCUGAGUUCUUUUGGACAGGCGUUUUCAGAAUGUUUCAGAUGUUUCUCUUGGUCUUGACAAAGCGUCAGGAAUCCGUCGGUCCCGAGAAGAUGGAGUGCUUCCGGAAAUGUCUUCGCGUUAAUGCGCUGGAGCCUGGAGCCGUCGGGAAAGGUCGAAGCUGCUGUGUAGCUGGCGAUGGCUGUAGCGGCUGGGAUGUGGCAGCCGAUGCAGGGAAGCCUGCUGAUGGUGGUGAUCCGGGUUGUAUUGCUACGGUUUCACUUUCAAUGGACGGGGCAGAGUUAAAGGCUGAAGAAAAAGCAGAUGGCGGCGCCAACGGCGACAGAUUUCGUCAGGGCAGAAGGCGGAUUGAAUUUGGCGGGUUGGCAAAGCGGCAAAUCUUUCCUAGCAACUAUGUGUCUACCACUCGCUAUAAGUGGUGGACCAUCAUACCUCUGAAUUUGUUCGAGCAGUUCCACCGGGUGGCGAACAUUUGGUUCUUGAUUGUCUCGGUGCUGCAGAUGUUGCCCUUCAAGAUCUCUCCAACGACAUCUUGGGCCACUCUGGUACCUUUGUGUGGUGUGCUGUUCGUGACCUUCUGCAAGGAUGCUUAUGAGGACUUGAAACGUUGGCGUGACGACUGUCGAGUCAACAAUCAAACUUGCAAAGUCUUUACAGGGGCAGAGGGACCCAAUGCUUUUCGAAGCAUCAAGUGGUCAGAGGUUCAAGUUGGAAAUUUUGUGAAGCUGACUCGGGACCAACCGGUGCCGGCGGAUCUCCUUCUGGUUUUUUCCACCCCAGGGGGUGCCGCCUUCGUGGACACAGCACAGCUGGAUGGGGAAUCCUCCUUGAAGCCCAAACAAGCGGUGGACGAGACGCAGCACAUGAUCCGCAACUCCUCUGUGCACAGCGUUGAAGGCCAUAUGGAAGCAGAUUUGCCGAAUCAAGUCGUUGGCAAAUUCGAUGGCUGUAUUUACUUGAAGGACUAUCCCAGAGGUGUGACUGUGAACCUGAAGCAUUUCUUGCUGCGUGGCUCCACGGUUCGAAAUACACAUCAUGUGAUUGGGCUUGUGGUGUACACUGGUGUCGACACGAAAGUGGUCAGGAAUUCUUCGCGGUCUUUGACGUCCAAGAGAUCUCAGGUAGAGCAGCUUUCCAACAAGCUCUUGGUCAUUGUUUUCGUACUCCUCUUUGUCAUAUCCAUUGCUUCGGCAGUUGUUCGCGCAUACCUCAUCACCGAUGAGGAGGGCUAUCGAAAUUUGUCCUGGGUUUGGCCAUUGACGCGCGGCGACGAUCUCCAGGACAAUCCAUACAUGGCUAUCCUGACCUUCCUGAUCGGUUACAACAACUUGAUUCCAAUUAGCUUGUAUAUGACCACCGAUUUGGUGCGGGCACUGCAAGCAUUCAUCAUGGAAUCGGACGAGAGCAUGUAUCACAAAGCCACAGAAUCUGCGUGUAAAGUGCGGAGUUCUGGUCUAUGUGAAGACUUGGGGCAGGUGGAUUUUGUCCUUUCAGACAAGACUGGGACCCUCACACAAAAUGAAAUGUGUUUCAAAGCCUGCUACGUGGAUGGGCAAACCUAUGGCUACUGGUCAGAGACGGUGGACGACAGUCUGGAAGCAGAUGAUGAUGCAAGCAUGAGCUUGGGCUCUGGAAUCAUGGGUUAUCCCAGCGACCGUGUUGAGAGACUUCCACCUCGGAGCGUGUGUUUGCCUCUAAGUGUCUCGGUCUUGAAGCUUGAGACACACGAAGGGUGCAACCCCGUGCGUUUCGGGGGUACCAGGUUUCCCCGUUGA